Messenger RNA from Mytilus trossulus (common blue mussel), 2253 nucleotides. RefSeq lists its product as uncharacterized. The record is from RefSeq and is a predicted model, not a curated record. The transcript has a single exon. The coding region runs from base 1 to 2253 and encodes 750 amino acids. NCBI's taxonomy places the organism in Eukaryota, Metazoa, Mollusca, Bivalvia, Mytilida, Mytilidae.
AUGAAUCACCAUACAAGCUUGUGUAAUUCACGUCCAACAAACAACAUAAAACCAGUGAAUGAGGUAAACCAUAGAAACGGGAGUAGUAACUCAGCAAAUACGAACUUCCACGCGAAUUAUAACCAGAGCAGCAACCCGUCAAACCCGCCAUCGACAAACGUUCAACUCGUUAAUGAACUUCAUGAUACAGAAGAAGAUACUACCAUUUUGUAUUCUCAAUCGACAGAAUCGCGAUCAAAUGUACUUUUGAAAACCGCCGUAUCUCAAGUAGGCUCAAAUCAGCACUUUAUCGAUACGAAUAUUCUAUUUGACGAAGGAGCUCAAAGAUCGUUUUUGACGCAGAACUUAGCGAAUAAACUCAAUUUACAGAUAGAAGGAACAGAGAUAAUACAUUUAUCGGCAUUUGGAGGUGAAGAGAAAAACACGAGACACUUAGAAAAGACAACAAUCUAUCUGAAAACCGAUGCCGGACACGUAUUGCCAAUCAAAGUACUGAUAGUACCGAUGAUCGCCACGCCUUUACAUAAUCACAUACGUAAUAUUGAUACACAGAACGGUUAUUUACGUGGUUUGAAGUUAGCACACACGAUGACACAGCAAGAUUUGUUUGAUAUAUCCUUGCUUGUAGGUGCAGAUCACUACUGGGACAUUGUAGUAGACCAUAUUGUACGGGGAAACGGUCCGACCGCCGUGAAAUCCAAGAUCGGAUAUUUGCUUUCGGGACCUACAUACAGUACUAAAACUAACACAUCGAAAACUAACAUGUUUAAUGUUUUAAUAUCACACAAAGAUGAAGAAUACAAUUUAGAGAGAUUUUGGAAUUUAGAAUCAAUAGGUAUAAAUAGUAAGGAGUUAGACGAAGACGAAGACGACGAUACCUACAUAACAGCAUAUCAGGACAGAUCAAUUGAAUUCAGAGAAAAUAAGUAUUUCGCUAGGUUACCAUGGAAACAGGACCAUGAUGAAUUGCCUACAAAUUUAGCAGUCACGAAGAGAAGGACAGAAAACGUCAUUAAAAGACUUACCCAAAACCCGGAUAUGUUAAAGAAGUACGGGAACAUUAUACAAGAACAGGAACGAAGGGAGUUCAUAGAGAGAGUGGAUGAAACAGCUGAAACUCAAGGAAUAAUACACUAUAUUCCUCAUCAUCCAGUACAGAAGGAAUCAAGCACUACGCCUAUCCGAAUCGUUUAUGACUGCAGUUGCCGCCAGUCGCCUUAUUCGCCUAGUUUGAAUGACUGCCUCUUAGACACACCGCCGAAACUAAACGACCUGACAAAAAUUCUGAUGAGAUUUAGAGCCAACCCUGUCGCCAUUACAAUUGAUAUUGAAAAGGCCUUUUUACAUGUUGGCUUAAACGAAGAUGACCGAGACGCUACACGUUUCUUGUGGCUCAGUAACCCAUCAGACCCUACAAGUAAUCUACAGACUUACAGGUUCAAAUCCGUCCUUUUCGGAGCAACUUGUUCGCCGUUUAUGCUUAACGACACGAUACUGAAACAUUUACAUCGUUACAACAGUACAACAGCUACAUUGAUGGAAAGAGACUUGUACGUGGACAACAUUCUGACAAGUUUACAGAACGAGGAUGACGCUAAUACGUAUUAUAAGGAAGCGAGAACAAUGAUGAAGGAAGCCGGAUUCAACCUACGAUCGUGGACAUCGAACAGUGAAAAUAUACGCACGCUAGCCAAGACGGAAAAUGUACUAGAUAAGGACAUCAACACAAAAGUACUUGGUAUGUUAUCGAAUAGCAAAUCCGAUGAUCUGAUGUACCAGAAAUGUGAGAUUCAACUACGAGACAUUGUAACAAAAAAGGAGAUUUUGAAACAUUCUUCCAAAAUAUACGAUCCACUUGGAAUACUCAGCCCCGUCACAAUACGAACAAAGAUGCUCAUACAGGAUCUAUGGAAAAGUAAACUUGAUUGGGAUGAACCAGUUCCGGAAAACUUUAAGGCUACAUGGAUUAAUGUAGCUAGCGACUUAGAGAAAGCGACACAAAUCGUAUUUCCCAGAUAUUAUUUCUCCAGUAAUUCUACUUCGACACAAUUUGAACUUCACGUAUUUUGCGAUUCGAGUCCAAAAGCGUAUGGAGCGACUGCAUAUCUGAACAACGGUACCAAAACUACGUUAGUGAUGGCGAAAAGCAGAGUAGCGCCAGUGAAAAACCUAACAUUACCGCAAUUAGAACUUAUGGCCGCAGUUAUUGGAACUAGACUAGCGUCACAUGUAAAAUCGACUUUUGAAUGUUAA